Messenger RNA from Pyrus x bretschneideri (Chinese white pear), 2920 nucleotides. Its product is annotated as probable LRR receptor-like serine/threonine-protein kinase At3g47570. The coding region runs from base 1932 to 2642 and encodes 236 amino acids. The record is from RefSeq and is a predicted model, not a curated record. Gene Ontology annotation, biological process: protein phosphorylation. The transcript has 4 exons. Gene Ontology annotation, molecular function: ATP binding; protein binding; protein kinase activity. NCBI's taxonomy places the organism in Eukaryota, Viridiplantae, Streptophyta, Magnoliopsida, Rosales, Rosaceae.
GUGGAUCACGCUUAUCUUAUCGUAAUCAACCGACGAACAAUUUAAGAUCAAGAUUAAUAGCAGCAGUGGUACCCAGCUUUCAGAAACUCAGAUUUUUUAUUUCUAGCAAACAAGAACGGAGAAAAUCACAAAUUUAUAGCUGCUGCAGACUGCAAAAUGUUGAAGGCAUGAUCUCCCUUCCCCCAGCUGAGUAUUUCAAUCAGGCACUAACUCAUCACUUAGGAUGAAGCAUUCAUCUAUGCACGAUGGGAGGCAGAUUUUGUCUAAAUUCCUUCUUGGGUUCAUUCUUUUAUACAUGAGCAAUGGUCUGGAAUCUGCAGCACUGUCAAGCAGUACUUUCGGAAAUGAAUCCGACAGACUGGCACUGCUAGACUUCAAGAAAAUGAUCACUGAAGAUCCUCAAAAUAUCAUGAGCUCAUGGAAUGAUUCCACCGAUUUCUGUGGCUGGAGAGGUGUUACAUGUAACAAUUCCAACAAAAGAGUCCUGACAUUGAAGUUGAAUUCUCAAAAUUUACAACAAUUUACAGGGAAUCAUACCUAAGGAACUCGGGCGUCUAACAAGCUUGGAGAGAUUCUCACUUCAGGCGAAUAAUUUAUCUGGUACGGUCCCUUCUUCAAUCUAUAAUAUUUCUUCCAUAUACCUUUUCGAUGUUACUGAGAACCAGCUGCAAGGAGAGAUACCACCAAAUGUCGGCAAUACUCUUCCUAAUCUCAUAGGGUUUUUCGCUGGUGCCAACAAGUUCACAGGGCGUGUUCCUGUCUCAUUUCACCUGGAAAUGCUUCUAGACUUGAGAGGCUUGAUGUGUUCAGAAAUUCUCUCACUGGGGCACUCCACGGUGAAAAUCUUGGAAGCUUACGGAGCUUAGUUUUGCUAAACUUUGAAAAAAUAGACUAGGAAGUGGAAAACCCGAUGACUUGAAUUUUCUUACUUUCUUGGCUAAUUGUACUCGUUUGGAGAGUUUAGGUCUUUAUGGUAAUCGUUUUGGAGGAGAGCUGCCAGGAUCGAUAGCCAAUCUAGUCAACCCAACUAAUUACUCUUACUCUGGGGGAUAAUAUGAUACAUGGAGUCAUCCCUGAGGGUAUUGGAAAUCUUGUAAACUUGACAGCCCUAGUACUAGAACAUAACAAUUUUGGUGGUACUGUCCCUAAUACAAUUGGGAAGCUUCAGAAAUUAGUGGAGUUGUAUCUGAAUAGUAACAAACUUUCUGGGCCAAUUCCUUCCUCCCUGGGUAACUUGUCUGCGUUGACAAACCUCUACUUGGACUGGAAUAUGUUCGAGGGAAGCAUCCCUCCAAGUCUUGCCAACUGCCAAUUUCUACUGAUAAUUCACCUUUCUCAUAACAAUCUAUCUGGUUCCCUACCUAAACAGCCGCUUGCGCUUUCAUCCCUUUCCAUUUCUUUGAACAUGUCUCACAAUUCUUUGACUGGUUCGCUACCAUCCGAAGUGGGUGAUUUGGUAAAUCUCGCAGAGCUAGAUGUAUAAGAAAACAAGUUAUCAGGUGAAAUCCACAAACUCUUGGUAGUUGUAUAAUGUUGGUGCGCCUGCGUUUAGAAGGUAAUAAAUUUGAGGGAAUAAUUCCUUAAUCUCUUAAAAAUUUAAGAAGCUUGGAAGAAAUAGAUAUUUUGGGCAAUAACUUAUCUUGGCAGCUUCCUGAAUUUCUAGGCAAGUUUACAUUACUUGAGAAACUUAAUCUUUCUCAUAAUAAUUUUGAUGGGGAAUUACCUAAAGAAGGGAUAUUUUUUAACGCAGGUUGCGUGUCAGUUCUUGGAAAUGAUAAGCUCUGUGGUGGCAUCCCACAAUUAAUCUAACUGCAUGCUCCGACAAAAAGCCCCAUUCAACUCGAGGACUACUUGCCCUGAAAGUAGUCAUCCCUAUAGCUUCUUCUCUUGCACUCAUAAUUGCUCUAUCAUGCUUUAUUGCUGCUUGUUCAAUGGUGAAAAGGUCAAGACGCAAACCUGUGACUUUACGCUCUUAUGAGGACUGGAAAUCAAGUCUCUCAUACUAUGAACUCUUUCAAUCAACUAAAGGUUUCUCUAUGGACAAUCUGAUUGGUUCGGGAAGUUUUGGUUCUGUUUACAAAGGAGUACCGUCAAGUGAUGCAGCAAUAGUUGCCGUUAAGGUAUUGAACCUUCAACAACCAGGAGCUUCCAAGAGUUUUAUUGAUGAAUGCAAAACUCUGAAAAGUAUAAGGCACCGUAAUCUCCUCAAGAUCAUAACUGCAUGCUCAAGCAUUGACAAUCAAGGUAAUGACUUCAAAAGUCUAGUUUUUGAGUUCAUGGAAAAUGGAAGUCUAGAUCCGUGGAUUCAUCCCAAAAAUGAUGAGCAAUCUCAAACAAAGAGAAUAUUGAGCCUUACCGAAAGACUAGAUAUUGCAAUUGAUGUUGCUUCUGCAUUAGAUUAUCUACACUACCAAUGUGAAACGCCUAUUGUUCACUGUGAUCUAAAGCCAAGCAAUGUGCUUCUUGAUGAAGACAUGGUAGCCCAUGUUGGUGACUUAGGAUUAGCAAGGUUCCUUUUGGAAGCUUCAAAUUCGAACAAUCUUACCGCAAGUCAAACAAUGUCAGCAGGUCUAAAGGAUAGGCUACAUUCCUCCAGAGUAUGGCAUGGGAGACCAAGUUUCUAUACUCGGAGAUACUUAUAGCUACGGGAUACUGCUACUAGAAAUGUUCACAGGGAAAAGCCCUACCGAUGACGUGUUUAUAGAUGGUCAAAGCAUUCACCGUUUCACAGCCAUGGCGUUGCCAGACCAUGUCAUGGACGUUGUUGACCGUUCAUUGCUCCUUGAAAUAUAUGAUCCGGAUGCUGAUGAUGAAGAAUACAAAAUACAAGAAGGACCAAUUACAAAAUAUCAAGAUCGGAGCUCAGCCCAAGUGAAAAGAUUGGAGGAGUGCUUGGUUUCUGUGAUGGAAAUAGGGCUCG